Medicago truncatula (barrel medic) is the source of this 867-nucleotide messenger RNA. RefSeq names its product protein INAPERTURATE POLLEN1. Gene Ontology annotation, biological process: DNA-templated transcription. Gene Ontology annotation, molecular function: sequence-specific DNA binding. The transcript has a single exon. The record is from RefSeq and is a predicted model, not a curated record. Lineage: Eukaryota; Viridiplantae; Streptophyta; Magnoliopsida; Fabales; Fabaceae. The coding region runs from base 1 to 867 and encodes 288 amino acids.
AUGUUGAAAUCAGUAUUCAACAGACAGAAACAACACACAUCAUCAUCUUCAUCAUCGACGUCGCGUCCAUUCAAAGAAUACUACACAGAAUGGUUCAACACACUCAAGAACAAUCACCUCCCAUUACUCCGUCGUUCUAUCUCCGGCGACUCCUUAACCCUCCUCUCAACUCACGUUGAGCUCAUCCACCAACACUUCCAAUCUUACUACCACACCCUCGACGCAGCUGCAAUCACAGACCCUUCUCAAAUCCUCAACCAAGACUGGCAUAACUCCUUAGAAAAGCCUCUUCUUUGGAUCUCUGACCUCCAUCCUUUCAUCUUCACCAAUCUUGCUCGUUCUUUUCUUGACGACGAAGACAAUGAAACCGAAACCAAUGAUAAUUCAUCGGUUUCAAUGUCUUCUGAUCGUCCAUGGCAAAUAGCCAUGGCGUGGAGGAAUCCAUCAGAAACCCUAAUAACACGUAUGGAGCAAAUAGAGUGCGGUUUGAAGUCCAUCGUUCCAACGCUUAACGAUAGGCUUACACGCGCGGAAGGCUGUUUCAUUAAAAACGUUGUUGGUGACUGGUUUUCGUGUAAAGAUCGCGGUGAUAAUAAAGGGAAAGUUGUUUUGGGAAAUGAUGUUAGGGUUUACAUAGAAGAGUUUGUUAGUGUUGUUCUUUAUGCAAAUAGGUUAAGGAGAAGUGUUCUUGUUGAUAUUAUUAGUGCUGCAAGUGUUUAUCAAGCUGCAUUGUUUCUUGAAGCUUUGUCUAUGUUUCUUAUUGGAUUUAAAGAUCAUGAUUUGGUUCAUGCUGUGGAACAUUCCAAGAGUUUUUCUGUUGAUCAUGCUAAAGAUCAUAAAGAUUUUUGUCGUUCGAGGUGUCACUGA